Miscanthus lutarioriparius is the source of this 2790-nucleotide messenger RNA. NCBI's taxonomy places the organism in Eukaryota, Viridiplantae, Streptophyta, Magnoliopsida, Poales, Poaceae. The record is from the annotation of a GenBank genome assembly.
AUGUCUUGGAAUGGCAGCACCCAUCUCUGCAGUUGGGAAGGUGUCCUGUGUUCAGUCAAGAACCCAAGUCGUGUCACUUCUCUUAACCUCACUAAUCGAGGUCUAGUAGGGCAAAUAUCCCCUUCACUUGGGAACCUAACAUUCCUCAAAGUCCUUGUCCUAUCGGCUAAUUCAUUCAGUGGAGAGAUCCCUAUCUCCCUUGGUCACUUGAAUCGCCUCCAGAUCCUCAGCAUGGAAAAUAACAUGCUGCAAGGAAGGAUACCUGCUCUUGCAAACUGCUCAAAACUAACAGAGCUAUGGUUGGCAAACAACCAACUAACCGGACAGAUUCCUGCAGAUUUUCCUCAGAGCCUUGAGAGUCUUGAUCUCACCACAAAUAAUCUUACUGGAACCAUCCCUGAUUCUGUUGCCAAUCUCACAAGGCUACAAUUAUUUAGCUGUGCCAUGAAUGAAAUCGAGGGGAACAUUCCAAAUGAGUUUGCAAACUUGCUGGGGCUGCGGAUCCUCCGCGUCAGUAUCAAUCAGUUGUCUGGUCAGUUUCCACAGGCAGUCCUGAAUCUUUCAAAUCUUGCUGUACUUUCACUUGCUGUAAACAAUUUCUCUGGUGUUGUACCAUCUGGUAUCGGUAACUCUCUGCCUGAUCUUGAGGCAAUAUUAUUGGAUGUCAACUUCUUUCAUGGGCAUAUGCCAUCUUCUUUGACAAACGCUUCCAAACUGAUCGUUAUUGAUAUAUCACGCAAUAACUUCACAGGCGUGGUGCCUAGCUCCUUUGGAAAACUUUCUAAACUAUUAAGUCUAAAUCUUGAACGCAAUAAUCUCCAAGCGCAAAACAAACAAGACUGGAGGUUUAUGGACAGCUUAGCCAAUUGCACUGGUCUAAAUGCAUUCUCGGUAGGAUAUAACUAUCUUACGGGUAAAGUGCCGAAUUCUGUAGGUAAUCUUUCCAGUCAGCUCCAGGGUCUAUACUUGGGAGGAAACCAACUCACAGGGGAUUUUCCUUCUGGUAUAGCAAACCUUCGUAACCUAGUCACUGUCAGUUUGUUUGACAAUAAAUUCACCAGUGUGCUUCCAGAGUGGCUUGGGACUAUUCACAGUCUGCAAGUAGUACAGUUAACCAACAAUUUCUUUACAGGGCCCAUUCCAUCAUCCUUCUCAAACCUGUCUCAAUUGGUGUCGCUCGCUCUAGAAUCGAACCAGUUAAAUGGAGAGAUACCGCCAAGCCUAGGGAACCUCCAAGUGCUUCAGGCACUACUCAUUUCUUUCAACAAUCUUCAUGGCACUAUACCGAAAGAAAUCUUUGCAAUUCCAACAAUAGUGAGAAUUAGCUUAUCCUUUAACAGCCUACAUGGACCACUUCAUGCCGACAUUGGGAAUGCCAAACAACUCACAUAUUUGGAAAUCUCAUCAAACAAUCUGUCUGGAGAGAUACCUAGUACUUUGGGUAAUUGUGAAAGUUUGCAAAUUAUCGAGCUGGGAAAUAAUUUUUUCAGUGGAAGCAUCCCGCCUUUGCUUGGUAAUAUAAGUAACCUAAAUAAUCUCAACUUAUCUCAUAAUAACCUGACUGGGUCAAUACCAGUAGCUCUUAGUGGCCUACAGUUCCUUGAGCAACUUGAUUUGUCAUUCAACCAUCUAAAGGGUGAGGUGCCAACAAAAGGAAUCUUCAAGAAUGUGACAGCUUUAUGGAUUGAUGGAAAUCAGGGGCUUUGUGGUGGACCACUGGGCUUACACCUACUUGCAUGUCCUACCAUGCAACCAAAUUCAGCUAAGCACAAGCUUUCAGUUAUCCGAAAAUCCUGGCAGCCAUAUGAUCUUGUUAGAGCGACAGAAGGCUUUGCAACAUCCAAUCUAAUUGGUCAGGGAAGAUAUGGUUCCGUCUAUCAAGGAAAAUUGUCUCCAGACGGAAAAUCCGUUGCUGUCAAAGUCUUCAGUCUAGAGACAAGAGGAGCACAAAAGAGCUUCAUUGCAGAGUGCAGCGCUUUGAGAAAUGUGCGGCAUCGCAAUCUAGUUCGUAUCCUAACUGCAUGCUCAAGCAUUCAUCCUAAUGGAAAUGAUUUCAAAGCUUUGGUGUAUGAGUUCAUGCCACGAGGAGACCUGCAUAACUUGUUGUACUCGGCUCGAGACAGUGAAGGCUCUCCAUAUUUUAUCCCACUAGCUCAGAGAUUAAGCAUCAUGCUGGAUGUAUCAGAAGCUCUGGCGUAUCUACACCAUAACCACCAAGGAACCAUUGUACAUUGUGAUCUGAAACCUAGUAACAUUCUUCUGGAUGAUAAUAUGGUAGCUCAUGUUGGAGACUUUGGGUUAGCAAGGUUCAAAAUUGACUCAACAGCAUCAUCUUUUGUUGACUCAAGUUGUAGUUCUUCAGUUGCAAUCAAGGGAACCAUUGGAUACAUUGCUCCAGAAUGUGCUGUGGACGGUCAAGCUUCGACUGCGGCAGAUGUCUACAGCUUCGGAGUUAUUCUUCUCGAGAUGUUCAUCCGUAGGAGCCCAACAGAUGAAAUGUUCAAAGAUGGGAUGGACAUUGCAAAGUUAGCAGAGAUCAACUUGUCUGAUAAUGUGUUGCAGAUUGUUGAUCCACAGUUGCUGCAAGAGAUGAAUCACAGUGAGGACAUUCCAAUGGCGAUCAGGGACAGUGGACCACAAAUUCUGCAGUCUGUGCUGAGCAUUGGACUCUGUUGCACCAAGGCAUCCCCCAACGAGCGCAUCAGCAUGGAGGAGGUGGCUGCCAAACUACAUGGGAUCCAGGAUGCAUAUAUCAGAGGAAAUUGGAGGAGCAGUCCAUCAGCUAGCUAA